Molecule: messenger RNA, 6737 nt
Organism: Syngnathus acus (greater pipefish)
Lineage: Eukaryota; Metazoa; Chordata; Actinopteri; Syngnathiformes; Syngnathidae
Product: nuclear mitotic apparatus protein 1-like
Exons: 23
Coding region: 172-6375 (2067 amino acids)
Biological process (GO): establishment of mitotic spindle orientation
Cellular component (GO): centrosome; spindle pole; spindle microtubule
Molecular function (GO): microtubule binding
Source: RefSeq, a predicted model, not a curated record
ACAAUUCGGGUGUAACAACAGCAUUUCUUCUGCACGUACUGUUGAACGGAGAUUUUUACGUUUAUCAUUGCUAACACUUCUGUUGUGGAUUUAUGCCUGUGCAAUUUCUUUCAAGACACCCAGUGUAAAUAUUGCAUUUUCCUCCCAGCAGGGUUGAAAGGGUAAGUCGAAAUGGCACUCAUGAAUCUGGGCGUUAAGGCGCUACUUGGCUGGAUAAGUAAUCUCACGUUGCCCCACCGAGCGAUCAAAAACAUCGAAGAGUUACAGAAUGGGGAGUUGCUGCUUCAUGUUGUUUAUCAAAUGAAAAAGGAACAACCUCCUUCAAUAACAUCACCGAGAGAACGUUUUAAAGCCAUUGCAGAAUUUGUGGAGAAGGUUUGCAGAUUCAGCGCGACCCAAAGUUGUUCAUUAUCCUGGGACAACAUAAAUAAUGGAAUCAACUUGACUUUGGAAAUAGCAAAGGUGCUGUUGUUGCUGGUUUACCAUGACAUGAUGAGUGAACGGUGCACACUUAAAACCUUGGACUGUGAGGUGGAGGGGGAGAUUGCAAAUCUGACUGUUUCUUAUGUGAUGGAGAAUGAGGGCAGAGUUUAUAUGAGUAGUAGUCUUGAUGCCUACUUGGCAAGGCAAUAUUUGCCUGUGACUCCUGAAAUAUUCGCUAGAACGACAAGCACCUCUACUUCCAGUUUAUCGACAGCCUCUACACUCUCCGAUGAAGACUCCCCGGUGUUCCAUCGCACAAAGAAAAUCACCUUUGUCGAUAUGCACACUGUGGCAUCAUCUUCUUCCAGCAAAUCUCCUCUUCAAGAUAUAAUGAACACUCCCAAAUUCCAGUUGAGGAAGAUUCAGCGGGAGAUGAUCAGAGAGCGAGAUUAUAGGGAUGGACUGGAGAAGGAGCUCGCUGGGAAAAUUAGCCUCAUUGCACAAAGAGAAUCUCACAUUAACCAGCUGCAGUAUCAUUUGGACAAGAUGAAAAGGGAACAAACAGCUAAUGAGCUCAGCACCAGGGAACAAAUCAAUGAACUUGAGACAAAGAAUAGCUUGUUACAACAGCGACUCAACGAGCUUCUAAAAGAAAACAAAGAGGGCAAAAGUUCCUUUUCGCUGACGGAACGAAAAGUGAAUGAACUUGAAGAGGAAAACGGCGUCCUCUCUUCACAGAUGCGUACAGUGCGUGCGCAGCUGUCUAGGUGUCAAGCUGAAGUUGUCAGGCUGACAGAAAGCCAAGCGUCUCUUCAAGAGGAGUGGAGAACCAAAGAGGACUACUUAAACUCUGAACUUAGUCAAGCCACUGCACAAAAGGAGCUGCUGACUGAACAAAUUCAGAUACUCCAGGGAAAGAUAUCAUGUUUGGAAGAAGAAAUUAGAGCAGCCACAAAGCAAGAUGUUGGCGAAAACAUGGGACCAGUUAUUGAGAGAGAUGAGCUGGAUUGUGAAAUUGUCCGCUUAAAGAAUGAGCUGGACAGCACAUUUUGCUGCUUGAAGAAGGCCGAGGCCAACGUGGAGGCUAAAACGCAGCAGCUUUCAGACUUUGAGCAAAAAAUCGCCCAACAAAAAGAACAACUGGAGCAACAAAAACUGUACAUUAAAGAUAUUGUUCAGGCCAAGGAUCGGAUCUUGAUGGAGCUGCAAAAGGAAAUCUCUGAGCAGAGAAUAGCCCUUCAGAAAGAGAUUGAGCAUCUUAAAUUUCACCUCGAGCAAGCGGAGCAGCAGAAAGCCCAGCAGAUUAGUGAACUACAGAAGGUUAUUGCUGCUUUACAGCAAGAACUGGACACCCUUAGGGAAACUAGUCGAGAAAAGGAACAGCUCCUUGAUCAGACCAAACAAAAAGUGAAAGAGCUCGAAACCAAGUUUGAAGAUCUAACAUCAGUCUUGGUGGAUAAAGAUAAUGAAAUUAACAUUCUCAAGAAAGAAGUUAACGUUUUUACAAUUGAAACUAUGAAAACUAAAAAUGAAAUUGAAACCAAAGACCAACUGCUGUCCCAGCUACAUCUGGAGAGUUCUAACCAGCAAGACAUUCUCCAGAAUCAAAUCCAGACUUUGACGGUUGAAGUUGAAAACCUUGGUUUGACUGUCCAACGCGCUGAACAGGAAGUCCAACUUAAACGUGAUCUUUUGGCUCAAACCAAACAAGAGUAUAUCAAGGAGAAGGAUGUACUUCAGCAACAGAUUGCAACCAGUGAGGAGGAGACUUGCAGGCUUCGCUCAGAGAUCGAUGCCAAAAAUGAGCAGCUUGUCAUCUUACAGAAGGACACUUCCAAUCAGUCUGAAAUCCUCCAAGAGCAGAUGAACCAUCUUACAAGUCAAGUUGAAAGCCUUACUAACUCUUUGACAAAGGCUGAAGACAAUGUCAAGUCUCUGCAGGAGCUUCUGGUGAAGCAGGAGCAGGAAAGUGCUGGUCAAAAAGAUCUUUUGCAGCAGCAACUGAUUGCUUCUGAAGAGAGUGUGAGGACAAUGCAAGUGGAGAUCCAGACUAAGGAGGACCAAAUCACUUCACUAAAUAAGCAGUUUUCAAAGAAGUCGGAACGUCUUCACCAAGACAUCCAAAGUUUGGAGGAACAGGUAAAAAGCCUCAGUUUAUCCUUGAAGAACGCUGAAGGGAAUCUGAAAUCCAAGGAGACUCUUUUUGCCGAGCAGCAUUCACAGAGUACCCUGCAAAUCGAGGCACUGCAGACACAGAUGAUUUCUUCUCAGCAAGAAGUGAGCAGACUGAUUUCACAACUUCAUGACAAAGAGGAGCAGCUCAGUCUGCUCGCGAAUACAAGCUCUGAGCAAUCUGAAUUGCUUGAAAAGAAGAUUAAUGGUCUGGACAAACAACUGGAGAGUGUGAACGAUUCUCUCCGAAUUACCAAGGACCAAGUGAAGGCCAAGGAAGAUUUAAUUGCCAAGCUGGAGAAAGAGAAUUCUUUCCACACAGAGACACUCAAAAAGGACAAUAUGGAGCUUUUGGAGGAGGCCAAACAACUCAAGGAGGAACUCCAAACCAAAGAAAGCCAGUUUAACCUAUUUAAGGUAGAGAGCAGCGAGCAGUCUGAGGUGCUGAAGGAUGAGAUUGAGGCUCUUAAGAACCAAAUAAAAAAGCUAACGGAAUCUCUUCAAGCUACACAAGAACAAGUCAAAGCAAACGUUGAUCUCCUGGCAAACAAGGAAAUGGAAAUUUCAAAGGAAAGGAACAAGUAUGAAAGCUUAAUGGAGUCCUCUUCAGAGCAGGUGACCACGCUGAAGGAGCGUAUACGGAAUCACGAGGAACAGCUUGUGACUUUGAAAGAAGAAGAUUCUUCACAAACAGAAAUGCUACAGAAGGAGAUGAGUCAGCUCAAAGAGCAGUUGGCAUUGAUGAACAAUUUGCUCUCCAAAGCCGAGCAGAGGGUUCAGGCCCAGUUGGCUGUGAUAACCGCACAGGAGCAGGAAUGUGCUCACCAGAAAGAGCUUCUGCAACAUCAGCAGUCUGCGUCAAAGGCUGAGAUAAGAAAAAUGACGGCGGAGAUCCAAGUUGGAAAGGAACGUAUCAUGCAAUUGAAUGUCAACUCUGAGGAGUCUGGUCAAGAGGUGCAAUCUUUAAAGGAACAAGUACAGUCUCUUGAAGUUUUUCUCAGAAAGGCUGAAGAAGAUGUUCGAUCUAAAAAUGAAUUGUUGACGCAGCAGAAGAUAGAAAUAGACAUAACUCUUCAGGAGAAGCAACAAAAAGAUGAGCUACAAGAGAAACAGAUUUCCUCCUUUGAAAAUGAGAUCCUUAAACUCAGAGAAUGCUGCGAUGAGAAGCAAACACUCCUCAUCAAGACUGAAGAGCAACUUGACAUGCUCAAGUCUGAGUUGGUUGCCGUCAAAACACAAUCAGACGAGAAAGACCACAGCCUCGACACCCUCAGCGCUGAGGUUGCCGCCCAAGCUAAAUUGCUUGAAAAAUCAAAACAAGAAGCUCAGGACAAUGCCAACAUGCUUGUGAAGAUCCAGGACGAAGCAUCCCAACAAAACAUUGCACUUCAGCUUGAGGUAGACGACCUUAAGAGACAUUUGGAAGUCAUUACCCAAGAACUUCAAGACAAAGGCCAAGAGUUACUUCAAAGAAAUCAAGGAUCUGCGGAGCUAAUGGAGAAUCUGAAGAUGCAGCUGUCUGCAUCACAGGCAGAGGUGAGCAAGAUGAAGGUGGAGAUCCAAGCUAAAGAGGAAUAUGUCAUGCAAUUGAAAGACGCUAACUUUGCGCAGUUGGACUUGGAUGUUCAAUUUAAGAGUGAUCAACAGCAGGAAGAAGCUGACAGAACCCUACAGAAUGACAAGCUCCUACAAAAACAAAUUUCAUCGUUUGAAGAGGAGAUUCUGAAGCUCAAAGAAUGUAAUGAUGAGAAGCAGGAACUCCUCAAUCGGGCUGAAAAGAAACUUAACGUGCUCCAGACUGAGUUGGCUGCCAUGAAAACCAUAACGGCCCAAAAGGAUAAAGACCAGAAAGCUCUGGAGAAAGAAGUGGCUAUGCUGAUAUUGGAGAAGGAGAGACUUGUUCAGACCAAGCAGGCCACAGAAAGAGAGAAUUUGGCCUCACUUAAAAUGGAGCAAGCGCUCAAGGAAGAGCUUGAAUCAUUGAAGAUGGAAAAAGCUCUGCUCUUAAAAGAAAUGGAAAAAAAACAGGAGACCAAGUGGAUCAAGAAGGAUUUGCAGGAGCAACUUGUGGCAAAAAUGGAGGCUGUGGAACACUACAAAGCUCAGAUGGAAAAGGCUGUGAGUCAUUACAAUGACAAGAAACAGCUUCUCCAGGAGAGCCAAGAGGAAGUGGCCAAGCUGAAGCACACCCUGGAAGUAAAAGAGCGGGAAGUGAACGCCAGUGGUACGGAGCUCAAAUUGCUCCAGCUGCAAUUGGAAAAGGCUCAAAGCAAGGAAAAGGACAUGCUGAGCAAGCUGGCCCGUUUGGAGGCACAGGUGGCCUUUUCUGACCUCAACCUGCACGCACACAAUCAAAUCCCCGACCGUCAAGGAGAAACAUCGGAGAUGUGUUACCUGGAACUUCCAGACGUGAACUCAAAGGUUCUUCAAGUGGAGCCAAAGAGAAUGAUGAGCUCAGACAGUCUGGACCAAAGCUCCCUCGAAGACUCGCUGAACAGCACAAGGAAGCUUUCGGCGCCUGGUGAAUCGAGCACGCCGCUUGUCCGUAGUUCUGAAAGACUGGCGGCCAAACGUCGUGGUCUGAAGGCAGAGUCACUGGAAACUCUUUAUUUUACACCAAUAAAUACAAGACACGUCCACAGAGCAACUGCGGAAAUCAAAACAGAAAUGGAUUUCCCUUGCUUAAACCCAUCGUCAUCUGUCAAAAGACGGAGGACGACGCAGGUUAUAAACAUAACCAUGACAAAGAAAACUCCAGGUGGCGUUGAACAUGAUGAGACGUUCUACAGCCUGGCUUCAGCUCAAUCGCAGCCCAACCUCUCCGGUGCCCGUGGCGCACGCCCUGCGUUCAUGGAGCUCUCCGACACGCCGGCGAAAAUGACCGGAGCUGUCAGCGACCAGCUCAGCGGUCUUCCUGGUUAUCGGCGGAGCACGAUCCAUUCGCAGACCACAAGUACGUUUUGCGUCGGGGCAGUGAACGAGCCAGAAGGUGCGCCUGAUGAUUGGAUGAGGAUUGCUGAGCUCCAGGCCAGGAACAAAGCCUGCCUUCCUCAUCUCAAGAGCAGCUAUCCUGUCGAGUUUGAGAAUGGCUUCAAGACCGCGCUGACAUUCACCGACGAAGAUGUCCGCACUGGUGACCCAACGGAGACCAUUCGUCGAGCAUCCGUCAUGCCGGGCCAGCUGCAAGAAUCCGUCGCUUCCCAUCGCCUCUCCCUUGCAGCGCCACACUCGAGUAGCACAUCCAGCAUCCGCUCUCACCGUCUGUCCUUGAUGGCGGGCUACCCACCAUCUAAAUCGGUCAGCUCGUCUCAGCUGAAAAGCCCGAGAUGCUCAAAGAGGUCUGCGUCCACGUUGUCUGUUACUCAGACUUCACCCGAGAAAAAAAUGAAAGCUACCUGCUUCCCCCGUCCCCUGACUCCUAAAAACAAGAACAUGAACAGCGGAUCCACCAACUCAAACCUUCACCCCGCCCUUAGCCCGGUUGACCGCAGGGAGUCCAUGAUGUUCACCAUUGAGAACACCCCUAAGAACAGCAGCAACUACCUCAAAAGAGGCCUGAAUAAACUCCGUAGCUCCACCCGCAAGUCACCAGGCAAAACCUCCAAGAAAUCUCCCGUGAAGACCGCGCACAAAGAAAAUAAACAGGCCGCCACUUCUCGUGCUGUGGCGGGCCGAGUUGGAAGCUUCAAGUCACCCCAAGUGGUCGCCAAAGAAAACAAGAAGACGUCUCAAAAUGUUGUCAAGUCUCCACGGUUGACGGAAAGCGCUCGUAAGGAAUGAGUCCGUCAAUUACAAAAAUCUUCCUGGAAGAAUGACAAGGUCUAUGAUCAAUGAAAAUGAUUUGGUUGCUGCUUUUAGUUUCUUGUACCGUAUUUUCCUGGACUAUAAGGCACACCUAAAAACCUCAAAUUUUCUCAAAAGCCGACAGUACGCCUUAUCCGUCCGGUGCGCCUUAUAUAUGGACCAAAUUCCGUCCUGCGGGCCAAAUGCGGCCCGCGUCUAAAUUUAAACCGACCCGAAGCAUUGUGUCAUAAAAUCAAUCAUAAGUGGCCCACCGAAGACUAUGAAUCACGAAUCAAAAAGACUCUGGAUCAUUAUUUCGUGAUUAUAAAGUAAUUUGUUGCGUCUGAAGUUGAAAUAAA